AUGUCCAGUACAAUGUUCAUAAAACCAAUUCCCAAAUUGGCGUCCAAAUCAAAUACACUCCCCAAAUUUAUACUUCAACUACGUCAACGGUCUACUUUAACUCCAUCCUUAAUUAAACUCCAUUCAGAUCUGAAGAUAGAUGAAUUACAAACAGACAAUACCCCAGAUUAUGUAAGAUUGGUACUGCGUUCCUCAGUCUACGACGUCAUCAAAGAAUCUCCAGUAACCGCAGGUGUCGGACUAUCCUCCAGACUAAAUACAAAUGUUCAAUUGAAAAGAGAAGACUUACUCCCUGUAUUCUCAUUUAAAUUACGUGGUGCAUAUAACAUGAUUGCCAAACUAGACGAUUCUCAAAGGAAUCAAGGUGUCAUUGCUUGUUCCGCAGGGAAUCAUGCUCAAGGUGUCGCUUUCGCAGCAAAACAUCUAAACAUCCCUGCAACUAUCGUCAUGCCUGUCUCUACUCCAUCCAUUAAAUAUCAAAACGUCUCAAGAUUAGGAUCUCAAGUCGUUCUUUAUGGGAAUGAUUUCGACGAGGCAAAGGCAGAAUGUACUAAAUUGGCUGAAGAACGUGGAUUGACUAAUAUCCCACCAUUUGAUCAUCCUUACGUCAUUGCUGGUCAAGGUACUGUCGCCAUGGAAAUCCUAAGACAAGUUCAUAAUGCCAACAAGAUUGGUGCUGUAUUUGUUCCUGUAGGUGGUGGUGGGUUAGUUGCCGGUGUCGGUGCUUAUUUGAAAAGAAUUGCCCCUCAUAUUAAGAUUAUCGGUGUGGAAACUCAUGAUGCUGCAACGUUACAAACUUCUUUGAAACAUGGUAGAAGAACUCCAUUAUCUGUAGUGGGCCCAUUUGCUGAUGGUACCUCUGUUCGUUUAAUUGGUGAAGAAACUUUCCGAGUUGCUCAAGAAGUGGUGGAUGAAGUGGUCUUGGUUAACACUGAUGAAAUUUGUGCUGCUGUGAAGGAUGUCUUUGAAGAUACAAGAAGUAUUGUGGAACCUUCUGGUGCCUUAUCUGUAGCUGGUAUGAAAAAAUAUAUUACUACUUUACAUCCAGAAAUCGAUCACUCUAAACAUACUUAUGUCCCAAUUCUUUCUGGUGCUAACAUGAAUUUCGAUAGAUUAAGAUUUGUCUCCGAACGUGCUGUUCUUGGUGAAGGUAAAGAAGUUUUCCUCUUGGUUACCAUCCCAGACAUCCCAGGAGCUUUCAAGAAAUUACAGAAAGUUAUUCACCCAAGAUCUGUCACCGAAUUCUCUUACCGUUAUAAUGAACAUCGUCAUGAAUCAAGUAGUGAAGUUCCAAAGGCAUACAUCUAUACUUCAUUCAGUGUUGUGGAUCGUGAAAAAGAAAUCAAACAAGUUAUUCAACAAUUACAUACUUUAGGUUUCGAAGCCGUUGAUAUUUCUGAUAAUGAAAUGGCUAAAUCCCAUGGUAGAUAUCUAGUUGGUGGUGCAUCGAAGGUACCAAAUGAAAGAAUUGUAUCAUUUGAGUUUCCUGAAAGACCAGGUGCGCUAACGAAAUUCUUAAGCGGAUUAAGUGAAUCUUGGAAUUUAACUUUAUUCCAUUACAGAAAUCAUGGUUCUGAUAUGGGUAAAGUCUUAACUGGUAUUUCAGUACCACCAAGAGAAAACUUAACUUUCCAAAAGUUCCUGGAAGAUUUAGGUUAUUCCUAUUGUGAUGAAACAGAUAACAUGGUUUAUCAAAAACUAUUGAAAUAUUAA
Naumovozyma dairenensis CBS 421 is the source of this 1713-nucleotide messenger RNA. It is a transcript of the gene ILV1, whose product is annotated as threonine ammonia-lyase ILV1. The transcript has a single exon. The coding region runs from base 1 to 1713 and encodes 570 amino acids. Lineage: Eukaryota; Fungi; Ascomycota; Saccharomycetes; Saccharomycetales; Saccharomycetaceae. Gene Ontology annotation, biological process: L-threonine catabolic process. The record is from RefSeq and is a predicted model, not a curated record. Gene Ontology annotation, molecular function: pyridoxal phosphate binding; threonine deaminase activity.